Acanthamoeba castellanii str. Neff is the source of this 3075-nucleotide messenger RNA. RefSeq names its product valine-tRNA ligase. The record is from RefSeq and is a predicted model, not a curated record. The coding region runs from base 1 to 3075 and encodes 1024 amino acids. NCBI's taxonomy places the organism in Eukaryota, Discosea, Longamoebia, Acanthamoebidae. The transcript has 11 exons. Gene Ontology annotation, biological process: valyl-tRNA aminoacylation. Gene Ontology annotation, cellular component: cytosol; cytoplasm. Gene Ontology annotation, molecular function: ATP binding; valine-tRNA ligase activity; aminoacyl-tRNA deacylase activity.
AUGGAGGGACAAAUCGAGAAAUCGACAGAGCAGACCGCGCAGCAGCCGGAGCAGAAGCCCCAGCAGCAGCCGAAGGCCAAGAAGCAGCCCGCCCCGAAGAAGCAGCCUGCCCCGAAGAAGGCCGCGCCCGCUGCUGGCGAGAAGAAAGCCAAGAAGGAUGAAAUCCGUCUGAAGAAGGAAUUCCACAACACUACCCCGAAGGGUGAGAAGAAGGAUAUGUCACAGCCCAUGCUGAAUGAGUACGAUCCGCCGGCCGUCGAGGCCGCGUGGUACGACUGGUGGGCCGCACAGGGCUUCUUCCGCGCUGAUGAGAACGAUCAGACCAAGGAGAAGUUCGUCAUCGUCAUCCCGCCGCCGAACGUCACCGGCAGCUUGCACAUGGGCCAUGCCCUUACCAACUCCAUUCAGGACUCUCUGUGCAGAUGGCACCGCAUGAGCGGUAAGAACGUCCUGUGGGUUCCGGGCACAGAUCAUGCCGGUAUUGCCACGCAGGUCGUUGUCGAGAAGAAGCUGAAGAAGGAGCGCGAUCUUUCGCGUCACGAUCUCGGCCGCGAGAAGUUCAUCGAGGAGGUUUGGCGGUGGAAGAACGAUUAUGGUGCUCAGAUCUGCAAUCAGCUUCGGCGAUUGGGAUCUUCCCUCGAUUGGUCCCGCGAGGUUUUCACCAUGGAUGAGAAACUGUCCGUUGCGGUCGUCGAAGCGUUCGUUCGCAUGUACGAAAACGGUCUCAUCUACCGUGGCACUCGCCUGGUCAACUGGUGUACCGAGCUCAAGACCGCCAUUUCCGACGUCGAGGUCGAGCACAAGGACCUCAAGGGCCGCCACAAGAUGAAGGUCCCCGGCUACGGCAAACAGGAGGUCGAGUUCGGUGUCCUCACUUCGUUCGCGUACCCCAUCGAGAACUCGGAGGAGCAGAUCGUCGUCUCCACCACCCGUAUCGAGACCAUGCUCGGAGAUACCGCCAUCGCCGUUCACCCGGAUGACGAGCGCUACAAGCAUCUCCACGGCAAGUUUGCGGUCCACCCUUUCAACGGCCGACGGAUUCCCAUCAUCACCGACUCGAUCCUCGUCGACAAGGAGGUCGGAACUGGUGCUGUUAAGAUCACACCCGCUCACGAUCCCAAGGAUUACGAGUGCGGUAAGAGGCACAGCCUGGAGAUGAUCAACAUCUUCACCGAUGACGGCCUCAUCAACGAGGAGGGCGGUGCUCCCUUCACGGGCAUGAAGCGCUUCGACGCUCGCGUUGCCGUCACGCAGGCGCUAGAGGAGAAGGGUCUGAUCAGGGAGAGCCAGGACAACCCCAUGAUCAUCCCCAUCUGCUCGCGUACCAAGGACGUCAUCGAGCCUCGCCUCAAGCCCCAGUGGUGGGUCCGAUGCAAGGGCAUGGCCGACGAGGCCGUCAAGGCGGUUAGGGAGAAGCGCCUGGAGAUCGUUCCCUCGAUGCACGAGGCUGUCUGGUACAGAUGGCUGGAGAACAUCCAGGAUUGGUGCAUUUCUCGCCAGCUCUGGUGGGGCCACCGCAUCCCUGCCUACCUCGUCCACAUCGACGGACAGCCCACCCCUGAUGCCAAGGCCAAGCACGCCGACGUCGCGCCGGAGAAGAUCAAGCUCGAGCAGGACCCCGACGUCCUCGACACGUGGUUCUCUGCGGGCCUGUUCCCGUUCUCAGUCAUGGGCUGGCCCAACGAAACUGCCGACCUCAAGGCCUUCUACCCCACUUCUCUCCUCGAGACGGGCCACGACAUCCUGUUCUUCUGGGUCGCCCGCAUGGUCAUGAUGGGCCUCAACCUCACCGGCCAGCUGCCCUUCUCGCAGGUCCUUCUGCACGCGAUGGUCCGCGAUGCUCACGGCAGGAAGAUGUCCAAGUCGCUGGGCAACGUCGUUGAUCCGAUCGACGUCACGGAAGGCAUCCGCCUGACGGAUAUGCACCAAAAGCUCCGCGAGGGUAACCUCGAGGCCUCCGAAGUCGAGAAGGCCAUCAAGGGCCAGCAGAAGGACUUCCCGAACGGCAUCAGCGAGUGCGGCACCGACGCCAUGCGCUUCGCCCUCUGCGCCUACACCUCGCAGGGGCGCGACAUCAACCUCGACAUCAACCGCGUCGUCAGCUAUCGUCACUUCUGCAACAAGCUCUGGAACGCCACCAAGUUCGCGCUCAUGAACCUCGGCGCCGACUACGCGCCCCUCGCCUCGCCUGACGUCACCGGCCAGGAGAGCAUCAUGGAGAAGUGGAUCCUCAGCCGCCUGCACUCAGCCGUCAAGGACGCCGACCAGGGAUGGAAGUCGUUCGAGCUUGCCCAGUGCACCACCGCCAUCUACAACUUCUGGCUCUACGAGCUGUGCGACGUCUACCUGGAGGCCAUCAAGCCCGCCAUGCGCAACAAGGGCAGCCCCGAGCAGAAGUCGGCUCAGCACACGCUCUACACGUGCCUCGACUAUGGCCUCAAGCUGCUCCAUCCGUUCAUGCCCUUCGUCACUGAGGAGCUCUACCAGCGCAUCCCCAGGCGCCCCGGCGACAACAUCUGCAGCAUCAUGGUCUCCCCCUACCCCAAGCCGGCGUACACCCAGGCGUGGGCCAACGAGAAGCUGGAGGCCGACGUCAAGCUGGCACAGGACAUCAUCCGUGCCUCGCGCGCCCUGCGUGCCGACAACGGCCUUCCGCCGAGCUCGAAGCCUACCUUCUUCCUCGAGUUCCACUCGGACGAGCUGAGGAACACCUUCCGAGGCUUCGCGCCCAUCAUCCUCACCCUCUCUGGUGCUUCGGAGGUCAACGUCCUCGAGGGCGACGCCAAGCCGCCCAGCGGCUGCGCUGUAAAUAUUCUCAACGAGAACGUUGAAAUCCACAUCUUCCUCAAGGGCUUGAUCGACCCCGACGUCGAAGUCAAGAAGCUGGAGAAGAAGCUCGGCGAGUCGACCACGCAGCUCGAGACUCUCGAGAAGAAGAUGAAGGCGCCCAUGUACGAGGACAAGGUCCCCGCCGCCGUCAAGCAGUCCAACACCGAGCGCGUCGGCAAGCUGAACCAGGAGAUCGAAGCCAUCAAGCAGGCCAUCGAGAAGUUCAAGGCCAUGAAGGCCAACUAG